UAAAUCCUACUGUACGAAGAAAGAUGCGAUGAGCAGCGGUCGAGUGCAGAAGGGAGGGAACGACGUGACGUAAAGCAUUGAAGAAGCGAACAAGUUGGCUGAAAUGGUUCAGCUAAGAAAAUUUAUGUAACAGCAAAUUGUCAAGUGAAGCUCACUUAACGCCGCUGUAACACUAGGUUUGAGAAGAUAUGAGUUGUGUGGUUUACCAAUUGGAAACUAAAAAUCUUUUGGACUAUGAUAUGUAUUGAGAAUAGCCGGCCCGAUAGAAUAAUCGUUUGCUCGAACUAAUCAAGUAUGAGCGUUAGGUGAUAUAAGAGAGCUUGUAAAAUUUGCCAAGUCAUUGAGUGAAUGCCAAGCCAUGAAGUUAUUUUAACAUUUUAUUUGCAAUUUGCUGCACAUGCUUGCAUUCUUCUAUUUUAUAUAGUGACAUUUGGUUUUAGUACUUGUGCCUUAUCUUCAAUGGCAAAGACAGGCCUUUUAAUUUUGACCAAUCCUAGUACAAUAAAUCAUGUUUUACCUAUUGCAAAGAAAUAUGUUGGUAAAACAUUAUAUGUACAUUUGUCCCAACAACGGCAUCUCAUUCCUCCCUGGAUUUCCAAAACUGACACAAGUUUCAAACCACCUAAUUUUAGGAAAAUGGUUGUAGGAAUUUAUUCACAAACUAUGGCUCUUUGUCAAAAUUUGGAUGUCAGAAUCUUGUUGUCAAGUAUCAAAUACCCAUUGCAAAAGAGUAUUGAAACCAAACAGAAAAUUGAUGUAGUCAUAUUUGAUAAGAAAUAUAGCUGUGAUGAAGUGCAUAAUUUCAUGCAAAGUUACCUUCCCAAUAAAAACACACCUUGUGAAGUAGUUACAAUCAAUGAAACUUCUAAGCAAAAUCAUAAUAGCCAAACUGUGCUGAACGAAAAUGACGUUGAUUAUCUGGAUUUCUCCCAACUUGUAAAAGAUGAUUCCAAAAUAUAUGACAAUGUUGUCCUUGGUGGAACAUUUGAUCGCCUCCAUUCAGGACACAAAAUUCUGCUUUCAGAAGCUUUAUUACACUGUUCCAAAAGACUUACAGUGGGUGUAACAGACCUUAACAUGUUGAAAUCAAAGAAAUUAUGGGAAUUAAUUGAACCAUGUGAAAAGCGAAUUAGUGAUGUGCAUGAUUUCCUUGCUGAUGUGGAUUGUGAGCUUCAGUAUAAUAUUGUGCCUAUUAGUGACCCAUUUGGCCCCACAAAAGAAGAUCCUAAUUUGCAGAUGAUUGUUGUGAGUUCUGAAACAUUUAGAGGAGGGCAGAAGGUGAAUGAAUUACGAGAGCAAAAAGGUCUAAGUGUUCUUGACAUUUUAAAAAUUGAUAUGUUAGAAACAGUGCCUCUUGAUGAAAGUGUAGAAGAAACAAAGGUCAGUUCUAGUAACUACAGAAUAAGACUUCUUGGUCAACGACUUAGAGAACCUGAGCCAAAGACACAUAUUCCUCUAAAACCAUACCUUAUUGGUCUGACUGGUUGCAUAGGAAGUGGGAAAAGUUCGAUUGGAAAAAGACUGGAAGGUUUGGGAGCUGGAGUAGUGAACUGUGAUGCACUUGCUCACAUUUUGUACAGAAAAGGACAACCUUGUCACUUGUCUCUUAUAGAACAUUUUGGAAGGCAAAUUUUAGAUGACCAGGGAGAAGUCAAUCGCAGAGUUCUAGGAUCUAUUGUAUUUAAUGACAAAGAACAGCUUGCUAAAUUGAAUAGCUUGUUAUGGCCAGCAAUUCUGGGUCUUGCUAAAGAAGAAGCUCUCAAACUCUUCAAGAAAGGCCAUGAUGUUGUUGUUCUUGAUGCUGCAGUCCUUCUCCAAGCUGGAUGGGAAAAUGACUGCCAUGAAGUAUGGGCUUGCAUAAUUCCUCCAGAAGAAGCUGUAAGGAGAAUACAGGCUCGCAAUAAUCUAUCAAAGGAAGAUGCAGAAUCGCGCAUUUCAGCACAGCCUAGCAACUUGGAGAUGGUGAGCCAAGCACAUGUUGUUUUAUGCACUCUUUGGGAACCCGAGUACACACAAAAGCAAGUCCAAAAGGCUUGGGACAAUCUACAGAAUUUUCUUAAAGUUAGAGGAAAACUUUAAUUUUUUGGUUUGAGUUUAUUUCCAAAAAAAAUUCUUAGUUUUAGAAACUUUUGUUCUUAUCUUUAAAUUUUCGAUUUUGUGAGUAUUGCUUACAAAAUCACAUUCCUAGAUGUGAAAAAAAUAUUCUGUAACUCACUUGUAUUCAGGUUUAUGAAAAGAUUUUUGAGAAAAUGUUUUCUACAUCAUUUUGAGCAGUGGUGGUUUGUCUUUGAAAGUUGAUGUUUCAUAAAAUGGUGCAGAAGUCAUUCAUAAAAAAAUGUGGCUUGGGGCCUUGUUUGUCCUGUUAACAAACCUAGGCAUUUGUGAGACUUUGCAUAUAUUUAAUUGCAGCCAAAAACUCCCAUACAAUUAAACGAGGCAGGUGAUAGUAAUUCCGUCAUGGAGGGCUUAAAAUGUUAAUUUUCUAAACCUUUUUUGGUGAACAACACUUGCAAAAGUAUUGAAGUUUGUAUCUCAUCUAUUUAUAUGCAAAUUGAUACUAGAAUGUUCAUAAAAUUUAAUAAAUGUCUGUUUAUGAAAUUCUGAUUCACCCAAUUCGCAACUUUCUCAUGAAGUUUUCUUCCCUUUGCCCUUUUUGGGAUCUUUUUAUCAGCCCACAGAGUAAGCAUGUUCUUGAAAGUCUGCAGGUUAUACACUUAGUUUUUCUUCUGAUGAUCCUUAUGUUCAGGUCUUCAUGUCGAAACAUUUAAGAACAUCAGGGAGCUAUUCACCCCUACCCUCCUUGUUAACCUUCAUUGACAAUCUAAGGUUUUUCACUGUGCUUAACCAUUGAGGCAUCUAGGUUCUCCAGAACAUAUGCUGAUUUUUCUCCCUUUUAUGUCCUGCUGUUGAUGAGAUAGAAAAUUAUUAUGAAGUAAUUAUAACUCAGAGAAAUUAUACAAAUUAAUCAUGAGCAUUAAUGAAAUAUAUUUAUAAAUAGCAAAUAAAUUUGUUGUAUCACUUCAACUGACAUGAAUCACCAAUGAUGUUGGUUUUUGUAACAUUUUUGUUUUAUUCAAGGCUUAUUUGUUUAAUGUUGAACAGGAAGAUUGUUUACAUAGUAUUAGAAGUGGUAACUGUAGUAAUAUAUUUUAUUGUGAUAACUGCCAGAUUUAUUAUUUUAAAUAUCAAUAUAUAUUAUAUUUAUUUGGGGUUUGGUUGUACAAAACCAUGCUUUUAUAUGUUUUAUCACUUUUUUUCUUGUAGUAGGCAGAAACAUUCCUAGUUUCUUCUUAAUUGUUACCUUUUUUGUUAUUUUAUCAACAACGUAUGCAUUUCUUGAAAAUAAAACAAAAGUGGAUUAUGGAUUGACGGACAAAUUUUUAAGUUCUAGUUCCGUGUGAUGUGUUCAUAUGAGAUUUUAGUUUCCAUCAAGGUUUUGUGGAAGUAAAGAACUCCUAGUGUAAAGUCUAGACAUCUGGCUUUCUCUUCCUACUUUUUUGGGAUGCAAUUGUUGUAAAUCUUGUGUAUUGAUUUUCCCUGAAUAAAAAGAAGUGCAUUCUUUAAAGAAAUGACAUUCAAGAAAAUGAAAAAAAUAGAAAAAUAAUUGUAAUAUAUUUCAAGGAUAAGUGGCUGGAUGGUUGUAGUAUGCACUAUUCCACAACACAAAUAGUACUCGAAAGUUAAAAAUUUGAAUAUAUAUUCAAAUAUACAAAAUAAAGUAGCUUUCUCCAUCUUGAAAUAAAUUACCUGUAAGGCCAGAAAAUAAUAUCUUUCUAUUCUCAAGAGUUUUUAUGCAUCUCAAAGAAAAUAAUAUUUAGAAUUGUAACUAUAUAAUGAAACUCAUCCCAAUCUUUUUACUAGUUUAAUCUGAAGGGGGGAAAUUAUUAACAGCUACUUCUACAAAAAUUGAAAAUGAAAAAUUACUUCCAACACUGAACAUGUUACUUCCGCAGCUAGAUGGAAAAUACAUUUUAUUUAUUAAUCUUAAUUAAUGGAUUUAUUGUACUAGUUAUGGUUUUACACAAUGAAUAACUAUGUAAUUAUUUAUAAUGCAAUAACUUUGAACUCUUCAAAUGUAUGCCUUUUCAGUGUGAUUGUACUUACAACUGUAUAAUUUGUUAUUACAUGAAAAUUUAAUUUUUUUGGACAAGAUAGUUAAAAAGUGGAAUUAUAAGUUGUGUUUUCCAUAUUAUUUUUAUUGAAUGUGUUGUUAGUUUCAAACAAUGUGGCUUCAUAUUAUAUUGCUGUGUUCAUCAGAAUACCAGAAUAAAAGCUCAAAUAGUCAUGAAUGAAUAAUUUCACUGUGAUAUGAAAGUAGCUGAUGUAUAUCAGAAUGCAUAUUAAAAUUGGCUGUGAAAUAGAAUACAUAAUAUAUAUUUAAAUUGUUUUUAUUUUUGCUUAAUUGGUUGUUGGUUUUUUGAUAGUGCAUUUGUAGAAAUAUUUUGUGCUGUUAUAUCAAAUUCUUAAUUUUGUUAAAUUGGUGGUACUUUCUAUUAGAAUUGUAAUACCUCAAUGUAAUUUUUAAGCACUGAAAUCUCUAGAUCACAUGAAAAUAAAAUUGGGAGAUAAAUUAUUGCAAUAACUUUUAUCUGCUCUGCUACUUUUCUAUAACUUGUAUGUGCCAAAGACCAGAAUUGUUGAACACUGCAUUACAUCACUUACCUCUUAGUAAGAUAUUGUUGAGUAAGCAAGUUCAUAAUGCAUACGUUUUUCUACCUUAGUUGUGAAAGUAGUAUUAUAAUUGUAAAAUUUUAUUAGUAGUAUGUAAAAUUUUGGAUAAUCAUUAGGAUACUGUUGUAUUAAAUUUUGUUGAAACUAACUGAAUUAACAAAUUCAGCUUAUAAGUGUAAUUUAACUUUUUAAUUGUUAGCAGUUUAAUACUAGAAUGCCCAAAGAUGUCAUUUUGACACCUGUAGCAUAUCAUUUUGCUAUAUAAUUUUUGGUUUUGUUAGACAAUCAGGAUGUUUAUUGUACAUGUGCUUCUUUAGAUAUAUGAAUUUUCUUUAACUAUGAAACCGUAACCUUUAUUCAACAUUUCACCUACUCCAUCCUGGUUGUCAUUUUGACACCCACAAGCUAGUUUUCCUUGGGGUGUACCACAUUCUUACCUAUUUUAAUAAUUGCAGUUUCCUAAGAGAUACUAGAGUUCUUAUUGUUUUACUUAUCACGUGACUGAUUUACGGUUCCAAGAAAAAGUAACUCAUGCUUUUGUGUUGCAUGCCUGUUUCUUAGUCAAUUCGGUCCUUUCAAGGGACAUGUUAGCUUGAGCUCUUCUAAGCUGAGAUAAAUGGUAUUUAUACCAUAGGUGAGAUUUUAAAAUAUGUAUCAGGUGUUUAGUCAUAACAUUUAGGCUCACUAUACAGGCAGGACGAGGUUAAAGAGGGCAUACUCUUAGGUUGAAUGUUUUGCGAUUAUAAGAAAUAUUAAUUACUUGAUACUUUGCGAUAGAUGAUACAUUAAAAGAUUAAAAAUAGCAUCUUCCAGAAGAACGAUUUUUUCCCCACUUUGGUAGCUUUAGUAGCCCUGUUUCUAAAUCAAGAAAGGUAAGCAAUUCAUUUUAGUUUUAUAACUAUCUAAAUUUCAUAAAAUUGAAUAAUAAAGGUAGAUUUUUCUACUGAUAUUUAUUAUUUAUAGACAUUUGCAUUUGUUAAAGGAUAUUUUGAUUUAUGGUACUAACACUACUUGUGUGUACUAUAUAUUUUUGAAAAGGGGGCCCAGAUAAAAGUUUUGCAGGUGGGCCAGCACUCAUUUCGUUACGCUGCUGGGUCUAUUUCUACUGAGAUUCUUUGUCUCUUGCCAGAUAUCCCGGUCCAAUAACAAGUAAAAAGUGCCAGCUGAUAGCAAAGUUGACUUUACACAUUUAGAUACUAUGUUGAGAAAAUAUUUCAAUUAGUGCACAUGAGACCUUUCAGCUGGUUGUUUGGGUAAUUACUUUUAUUAACAUCAUAUUUACUGAUAAGCACUUUCUUUUGUUUUGCAUAUUUUAAUCCUUAAAUAUUAAAUAUUUUAUUUGCAAUAUGAAUGCUUAUAAAAAUGAGAAAGAAUCAGAAAAUUAAGAAAGUAAUUGAAAUCUGUAACCCAACAAAAUAUUGAGUUAUCAUCCCAGCAAUCAGCUGAAAAUAAAAAGGGGUGAAACUAUACCCUUGGGUGGAGUUGGUAGAUAAAGAAUCGUGGGUGUUCUAGUGUUAAAUUGUUUUUCUCACCAAAGCGCAUCUAAUUUUAGACUAUCUCCCAAUAUUACAUAAUAUUUUCUUUCUAGUUUUAUGUAGAAAUUUCAUUGGGAUGUUGUAAGUUUUAAUUUUGUGUGUAUCUGAUAUAUGUGGUACUUUAUAUUUACCCAUUUCAAGGUCUCUACAAAACUCAUUAUUAAUUCACUAAGACUAAUGGGUUUAAUAAAUACAAAAUAUUGAAGUGAUGGUGUAAUAUUGAUCCCAAUAUUUGCAGAACUGAUCUUAAAAUAACUGUAUAUUAUUUUUUUAAUAUUUUAUGUGUGUGUGUAUGGAAGGAAUAUGAAGGCUAUGCCCUUUUUCAGGAUUCUCUUGGUAAUAAACUUGAGUAAAACCUGAAAUAAUGUUAUGAGAUAUACCAGUAAUAUCUUUGGUAGGGCUUACUAUUGACGAUUUACAAUAAUGUAUAACUUGUUGAUACCAGUUUCUAAGGGACCAUUUUGCAAUAUUUGUAUUAAUUUUUGCUAAGACUAGGUAAUAACAUUGGAGUUGGAUGAACAGCUUCUCUACAUACUACAUCUUAUAGCCAUGCUAUCUUAUAGCCAUGGAGACCAUCUGGUAUAAUUGAGGCACAGUCACAGCAGAUACUUAUACAGAGUAAACCAUAAUGUUUUAAAUCAUGCUUAGUGGUAUAACAUUGGUCACUGAAUGCAACGACCAAUGUUUAAUUCAAAAUCAAUGAUUUCCAUAAUAUGUAUUUUAACAUUAACAAAUUCCUUUUUCCCAAACAGAAAUAUUGUUAAGUGUUUUCACUCAUGUAUUUUGAUGUUAUAAAUUGAAGAAUGCAUAAAUAUGUAUAUUGCAUGAACUGUUUAUAUCACCUUUGUGAAAAGAAAAAAAAAUGACAUAAUUUCCUUCAAUGAGCAUUAAUUAGAAUUAAAUUAAUUAGUAAUAAAUUAAUGUACUAUAUAAUAUAAUGUAUAAUUAUUUAUAAUUAUAUAUUGUUUCCGAAAUUAAUAUUUGUUUCAAGGUGUACUUCUUUGAAUAUGUUGUGUGACUAGAAGAGAUCUUACAGUGCCAGAAAUGUAGGUAAAGUGUAAAGUGUUGAGUACAAUCUUUGAUUAUAUGUAUUUUGAUAGUAGGUAAACUACUGAUUAAAAGAUUGACUCUUAUGAAUUCCAAUAAGAUAUGGCUUUGUACAUACACCAGUAUUUGUAAUCCUGUAAUUACUAAAGUUCUCUUAUAUCAAAACAUCUUAAAAAAAUUGGAGAUUAUUUUAUGAUAAAAGAUUAAAUGCUAAGAAAAAAGAAGUUAUUUGCCUAUAAAAAUGAACCAUAAUUUUAUUCCAGUUGUAAUUAGGAGGCUGAAAAUUCCUAUACUGUUAUGCUUGUUAUGUUUAGAAAGAAUAUUUUU
Gryllus bimaculatus (two-spotted cricket) is the source of this 7580-nucleotide messenger RNA. The record is from the annotation of a GenBank genome assembly. NCBI's taxonomy places the organism in Eukaryota, Metazoa, Arthropoda, Insecta, Orthoptera, Gryllidae.